Plasmodium gonderi is the source of this 822-nucleotide messenger RNA. RefSeq lists its product as hypothetical. The transcript has 2 exons. The coding region runs from base 1 to 822 and encodes 273 amino acids. The record is from RefSeq and is a predicted model, not a curated record. Lineage: Eukaryota; Apicomplexa; Aconoidasida; Haemosporida; Plasmodiidae.
AUGAGUUUUUCAUGUGUUUUUCUUUUUUUCUUUAUGUGGAUACUUGCCACAUUAGUGGGAUAUGACCAACCUGGAUUAUUGUUCAGACUUGUGAAAUGUAAUAUUCGUGUUACUAAGAAUAAGAAGAGAAGACAGAAGACGGGCGAUAGGUUCAUGUCACAGGAUCUUGGGGGAUAUGAGCAAAAUGAAGUAGACAAAUUUAGCGUAAUCGAAAAGGAAAAUGAACUAGGCCAAAUCGAAGAGGAAAAUGAACUAGGCCAAAUCGAAGAGGAAAAUGAACAAAGCCAAAUCGAAGAGGAAAAUGAACAAAGCCAAAUCGAAAAGGAAAAUGAAAUAAUGAGAAAUAAUAUCCUAAGAGAAGAAGUUCUAAGUGAUAUUUCACCACACACUGUGGAUAUGCUAUUUUCACAAAAUGGGAAUAUAGACAAUUCCUCAUUUGACACGGUUUCAAAUCAGUAUACGUUUUUUGAAACACCUAAUGAUAGGUUAGUCAAUCAAAAGGAUUCUUUAAGUACACUAGGUCAACAAAAUUUACUACAAAAUAAGCAGAAUUGGAAUCAAAUGCCUGAUAUAGCUAUUUCCUGCAGAGAAACCGGAUGCCCUCAAUCCUAUAAGAUGUGUGUACCGUUCUUUUAUGAUUCUGCUAAUUUCCAAGGAAAAAGGCUUUUGGAAAUAAUUCAUAACUCCGAUGAACUUGUAAAAAAUGGACUAAAGUUUGCAAACCAAAAUAUUAUAGAUGAUGAAAGAAAAUACAUUCUUUUAUAUUCUUGUAUUUGUAAAAAGUACACCCCAGAUGGUUUAUGUGAUCAAUCCGUUGAAUGA